AAAACAUUCGAACAUGUAUUAUUAUUAUUAUUAUCAACCGGUAAUAAAAUUAGCUUAUAUUUGGCAAACGAUCAAUGUUGCCAUCACGGUGUCGGCAUUGAUUUGUUUGAAAUAUGACGACAAUCCUAUGAUAAUCGUUGGAUACAAAUCAUGGAUAAAGUAUAGGAAUCAAAAUGAAUUAUUGGAUGAUGGUGGCUAUAAUUAUCAUCCAUAUCGUCUAUAUAUGAUAUUUUUGGCCACAUAUACAGCAUUUACAGCCAUCAUUAUGGCAAUGUAUUUAUCAUUUAUGUUUGUACGACGUAUUUUUCGACGAUUCUCAUCAUUUUGGUCAAUACACAAGAUGUUGAUAACAUAUUCAUUCAUUUUUGAAACCGAUUGUAUAUGUAAUUUUAUUUGGAAUAUUAUUGAAAAUGGUGAUCAAGUGAUCAAUACUAUUGGUAUUGAACAAGAAUGGAUUAUAAUCAAAACAUUAAUCAUUGCCAUUUGUCGUUGGUUUUUAUUAAUCAUAUCAACAAUGUUUACAUUUGGUUAUCUAAAACGAUUAAUGAUUUCUGGCCGAUAUCGUCCAAAAUUUGGUUGGUUUUCACAGAAUCUAUGUGAUUAUCUUAUCAUUCGUUAUCUAUAUUAUUGUUAUCAUCAUAAUCAUAUGUCAAAUUGGUUAUUACAUUGGACAUUUACAAUGAUCAUCUUUUGUUUUUAUUUUGUUGACAUUCGCCCACUUGUAACUAUUUUCCGUAAGACAAUUUAAAUUCUGAUUUUUUUUUUGGAGUUUCCUAAUAUAUCGUCCUUCUUUGUGUUAUUUACUAUCACAUGAAGAAAAAAA
Messenger RNA from Dermatophagoides farinae (American house dust mite), 823 nucleotides. RefSeq lists its product as uncharacterized. Lineage: Eukaryota; Metazoa; Arthropoda; Arachnida; Sarcoptiformes; Pyroglyphidae. The record is from RefSeq and is a predicted model, not a curated record.